UUUUCUUUGCAAUGUAUUCUUCUCUAUUUCUGUUGCUUUUCCUUUUAAACUUGAGCUCUACAAUGAAGCCGACGUUUCACAUACCUCAGAGCCUUCACAAGAUGCUAAAAAUUGCUCCACCGCUCGACGGGUCCCUCUACGAGGUCCCACGUCUUGACUUCGAUUACGACGCUCUAGAGCCGCACAUCGACACAGAAACAGUAAAGGUGCAUCAUAUGGGACACCACGCCGCCUACACCCGCAAGAUGAACGAAAUCCUACAAGCGUGGAGCGAAACAGAGGAAGUUGAAAAGGAGCUGCUUGACUAUCCAAUAGGAGACAUCCUGCAGAGACACAUGGAGAUACCCAAACAGUUUGCACACGACUUGCUGAACCACGCUGGUGGAUUCGUGAAUCAUGCCUUUUACUGGGCAUGCCUUAGUCCAUUAAGUAACAAACAAGCGACUCGCAUCCCGAAUGGUCGAGUUGCCGAAAUGAUCAACCAAAGAUUUGAAAGUUUCGAGAAGAUGAAGGAUGAAUUUAACAAGAGUGCAUUGAGUUUCUUCGGUUCGGGGUACGUGUGGCUGGUGCUGAUGCCAUCCGAUCACCUCCAAGUCAUGGAGUUACCCAAUCAGUUGUUUCCCGUCGCGUACAAUUUCAAGCCGAUUCUCGUAUUGGAUGUCUGGGAGCAUGCGUACUACUUGAAGCAUCAGAAUAAGCGUGCAGGGUAUAUAUCAGACUGGUGGAACGUCGUCGACUGGAAUAAGGUCGCGGCGAUACUGUCACUAUGGGACGAUGCAACAAACAUCGAGAAAGACGAACUGUAGAUGCAUACGUCAAUGUAUUGUGAUACUGAUACACGAGUAUAUGAAAUUCCUAGUCAUGUGACUACGUGACCGCACUAAGUUGUCUGUUUGACAGUAUACUGGAUAUGCUGUGUUAUUGCCUCAAUUGGAUCCUCCUUGAACGCUUUGUCUUGUAAUACUUUAUGGAAUCGUUCGACUUCGCUUUUUCUGUGUGUAGAGAUAGACCGGUGACAAUGAAUUAGAGACAUCCAGAUGUAUAUGUAUAACUUACAAGACACGUUGUCUGUGUUUUCUUGUUAACGAUUUUUUGCUCGGCGAGAA
Corticium candelabrum is the source of this 1106-nucleotide messenger RNA. RefSeq names its product superoxide dismutase [Mn]-like. Gene Ontology annotation, biological process: superoxide metabolic process. The transcript has a single exon. The coding region runs from base 12 to 806 and encodes 264 amino acids. NCBI's taxonomy places the organism in Eukaryota, Metazoa, Porifera, Homoscleromorpha, Homosclerophorida, Plakinidae. The record is from RefSeq and is a predicted model, not a curated record. Gene Ontology annotation, molecular function: superoxide dismutase activity; metal ion binding.